GUUUCCGCAGUGCUGUAGUUUUCGCACUACGAUAAUCCCACACCAGGCUCGCCUCUAAAGUGUCUACAAACACCAGGUGAAGAGAAGCACCUUUCAUGAGGAACAGGAGCGGAGGAGGUGUGGACCCACGGCUCAGACACCGGCUGCAACAGCACUUGGCAUCAAGCAGCAGUCAGUAUGUGGAUCUGUCGCAAGUGGCUCAGGAGCUGCAGAAAGUAUAUGGAAUGGACUAUGGCAGAAGAAAUAAGACAGCCUUCAGGAUACAGGUGGAAAAAGUGUACCGGUCCAUUACUCAGGAUUCUGACCUCAAUGAGCUGGAAAGCAAACACUUGGUUAAAAAAGCCAAGCACAGCCAGAGCAACAUCGGAGAGAGCUCCAACAUGUUGUCUGACAGCGACGAGGAAGAUGAGAUUGUUCUGGGGAAUAUGCAAACCAACCAUAUAAACAGCUCUCUAACCAGCCUGUACAGAAAAGGUGCCGAGUCCACAGAAGGCACGAGUAGCAACCCAGCCCCACUGAGCACCAACCAGGGCUGGUUUAUCGACAAAGACCCCAACAAAAUCACAUCUCUCAUUGACCUGUGUGGCGAGGAUACAGUUCAGAAGAAUGUUUCUGGAAAGUCUCAGAAGAAGUCCAGAAAGAGGACAAAUGCAAUUACUGAAUCUGAAGACUCUCAACCUGUUAACAAAAAAGCAAAAAAAUCUAUUGAACUGCAGUAUCCUGCUCUGACAUUUGAAGAUGUUGGAGGAAAUGAAGAAACAUUAAAGGAUGUGUGUAAGCUGCUCCUUCACAUGCGACACCCAGAGCUGUACCAGCAGCUGGGAAUGGUUCCUCCCAGGGGCUUCCUGCUCCAUGGGCCCCCAGGCUGUGGAAAGACUCUGCUGGCUCAGGCUGUUGCAGGCGAGCUUGGGCUGCCCCUGCUAAAAGUGUCUGCUCCAGAGCUGGUGUCAGGAGUGUCAGGAGAGUCAGAACAGAAGAUGAGGGAGCUCUUUGACAAUGCAGUGAGUGCCUCUCCGUGCAUCCUCUUCAUUGACGAGAUUGAUGCCAUCACUCCCAAAAGGGAGGUGGCCUCCAAAGACAUGGAGAGGAGAAUUGUGGCUCAGCUCCUCACCUGCAUGGAUGACCUGAACAGUUUAACAGUAACAGCCCAGAUACUGGUGAUUGGAGCUACUAAUCGUCCUGACUCUCUGGACCCUGCAUUACGCAGAGCAGGGCGCUUCGACAGAGAGAUCUGCCUCGGUAUCCCGAACGAAUCUGCACGCUUCAGAAUUCUGAAGACAUUGUGUCGAAAGUUGAGGCUGUCUGAGGAUAUUGAUUAUGGGCAGCUGGCGCGGCUCACUCCAGGGUAUGUUGGGGCAGACCUGAUGGCACUGUGUCGAGAAGCAGCCAUGUGCGCUGUCAACAGAGCUUUCCUGGACACUCACUCAAGGGAAGCCCAGACUCAAGAGGAGUCGACAGACAACAGUCAGAAAUCACGGGAGUGCCCCUCAGAUUCCACUGUGUCGACUGAUGUCAAGCCUACACCUGCACAGCAGGGGGAGCUCUGCCACUUGUUGCAGCUCCUGAAGAAUUCAGAGCGGUUGUCAGAAGAGGAGCUAUCUGGACUGUCCAUCAUCAUGUCAGACUUUAAGUCUUCACUUCCCAGUGUCCAGCCCUCGGCCAAAAGGGAGGGCUUCGCCACUGUCCCCGAUGUGACGUGGGAUGACAUUGGGGCAUUAAGGGAUGUCCGAGACGAACUCACCAUGGCCAUAUUGGCCCCUGUUCGCUCCCCAGAACAGUUCAAGGCCUUGGGGCUUAGUGCUCCUUCAGGAGUACUGCUGGCUGGACCACCAGGAUGUGGCAAGACAUUACUUGCUAAGGCUCUGGCCAAUGAGUCAGGCUUGAACUUCAUUUCUGUCAAGGGCCCAGAGCUGCUGAACAUGUAUGUGGGAGAGAGCGAGCGCGCUGUCAGGCAGGUCUUUCAGAGGGGACGUAACUCCGCUCCAUGUGUCAUCUUCUUUGAUGAGAUUGAUGCUUUAUGCCCUCGACGAUCCGGAAACGAGUCCGGGGCAAGUGUGCGUGUGGUCAACCAGCUGCUGACUGAGAUGGAUGGUUUGGAAACACGGCGGCAAGUGUACAUCAUGGCUGCCACUAAUAGACCAGAUAUUAUUGACCCAGCCAUACUCAGACCUGGUCGUCUUGAUAAAACUCUGUACGUGGGUCUGCCACCGGCAACUGAUCGGCAUGCCAUUCUCCUUACUGUUACCAAGGGGGGGACCCGGCCUGAGCUGGACCAAGACGUCAACUUGGAAGACAUAGCAUUUGACGAGCGCUGUGACUGCUUCACUGGAGCCGACCUUACCGCUUUAGUGAGAGAGGCGUCUGUCAAUGCUCUAAAUACCUAUCUCAAGGCCCACAAUUCUUCAUUGCUCACAGAUGGUCAGAACCAUGUAGUUAACAUCAAAGUGAAUAAGCAGAAUUUUGAAAAUGCGUUCAAGAAAGUUCGUCCCUCGGUGUCUAAAAAGGAUCGUCAGAUGUAUGAGCGGCUCCAGGAGUCUCUCAGCACAUAAGACCCAGAUCUCCUACUCCACAAGGCAAACUUCAAUAUUUUUUUAUUAAAAUAAGCCAUAACAAGUUUU
Messenger RNA from Periophthalmus magnuspinnatus, 2618 nucleotides. It is a transcript of the gene nvl, whose product is annotated as nuclear VCP like. Gene Ontology annotation, biological process: ribosome biogenesis. Gene Ontology annotation, molecular function: ATP hydrolysis activity; ATP binding; RNA binding. The transcript is spliced from 24 exons. Gene Ontology annotation, cellular component: nucleus. Bases 96 to 2549 code for a protein of 817 amino acids. The record is from RefSeq and is a predicted model, not a curated record. Lineage: Eukaryota; Metazoa; Chordata; Actinopteri; Gobiiformes; Gobiidae.